Molecule: messenger RNA, 2234 nt
Organism: Rotaria sp. Silwood2
Lineage: Eukaryota; Metazoa; Rotifera; Eurotatoria; Philodinida; Philodinidae
Source: the annotation of a GenBank genome assembly
AUGGUUGAUUACUUUGAUCAAGAUAAACGCACUGUUCCUUUGACUGUGAUAGAUUUAUUCAGGGAAUCCAAUCGAUCUGUAGGUACUCGUGAAGUUAAGCUAUACGAUACCGGACUUGAUAUUGAAAUUCGUUCAACAUUUUCAAAUUCCAAUGAUGCUGUCGUUGUCUUCUUAAAUACCAAACAAGAUUUAGAUGCUGGAACAUUUCUCAAACUCUUCAAUGGUGUUAAUAAUCAUUAUACAUAUUUUCAGUCUUUUGAAGAUGUUGAUCAAUGCAUUGACUUUAUUUCCUCGAUAACAUUUGAAAAAGUAUUUCUUAUUUUACUUUUAAGUGAAGCAGAACAUCUCAUACCACUCGUUUCCAAUAUUCCACAAUUAAUAAAUAUUUAUGUUUGUGAUGAACAAGACAAGUCAAAUAUUGACUACAAAAAAUUUAACUGGUUAAAUAAUUUUCCGUCUGUUCGUAAUAGAAUUUAUAAAGUAAAUGAAUGUAUGUUCCAUGACUUGCAGCACGAUAUAGAGUCUCUGGAAUUAUGUCCAACGUCAUGUGUAAUAUUUUCAAUGAAAACGGCGAAGAUUAGCUCAGUAAAAGGUUUUGAUAAAGAGCGCGCAUCAUACAUGUGGAAUCAAUUACUAUUAUAUGCUCUGCAAAAACUACCUCAAAAUGAGAAGUCAAAAAGAGAUAUCUUAAACGAAUGUAGAGUCCAAUAUCAUGAUAAUAAAGCGGAAUUAGGGAAAAUUGAACAAUUUGAAAAAACAUAUCAACCUCAAUCAGCAAUUUGGUGGUAUACUCGAGAUUGUUUUCUCUAUAAACUCAUAAAUAAAGCAAUUCAAACUGAAGAUAUUGAUAUUAUAUUUAAGUUUCGAUUUUUCAUAAAAGAUCUUAAUGACCAAUUGGUCGAUUUACACAAUCAGUCUAAAUCAGAAAAGGAAAACAUUUUAACAGUUUAUCGUGGCCAACAAGUAGCUGCGAAAGAGUUAGAGACUCUUAAAUUUAAUACAAAUAAUUUUAUUUCGUUGAAACCAUUCUUGUCUACCACAAAAAACAAGGAUGUGGCACUUAUGUAUGCUGGGGAUGGUUCUCAACAACCGUUGUUUGAAUCGGUACUCUUUGAAAUCAUAAUUGAUGUGAAUAAAUCCGAUAAGCCUUUGGCAGAUGUUUCAAAAAUGAGUCAAAUGUUAAAUGAAGACGAAGUGCUAAUAGCCAUGGGCAUGCUGUUUGUAGUGAACUCGGUUAGAAAAAUUGAUAACAGUAUAUGGGAAGUCCGACUAACAUCCAUAAAUGAGAUUGAUACAGAGCCAAAUGAUUACUGUGGAUAUUUAAAACAAAAAAUCGAUGAAGAAACGGAGCCACUCAUGAAAUUGGCUACACUUCUUUAUGAAAUGGGAUCUUAUGAGAAACAAGAAAAGUAUCUUUUAAUGCUACUUGAAGAAAGUAUUGUUGAUGACGCUAGGAUUUACAACAAUCUUGGCAUAUGUUGCCACGCUAAAAAAAAUUAUCGACGUGCUCUACACUAUUACACAAGAGCAUUAAAUGACUACAUAGUGUCACAACGUGACAAACACAUAUGUUGUACUUCGACAUACAACAAUAUAGGCUCGAUUUAUGAACAGGAAGGAGAUUAUGAAAAGGCGCUGAAGUUCUACAACAAAGCAUUAGAGAUUCAUUUGCAAAAUCCGAAAAAAUACGUCGAAGGUUAUACUUUAACACUGAUGAAACUUGGUAAUGUCUAUAUAGAAUUUGGUAGAUAUACCGAAGCUUUAAGAAAAUAUUUCGAUGCUUUGAAUAUAGCAAAAAGCUCUCUGCCUGAAAAUCAUCCGAAAAUCAUGGAACUAUGUCAAUGUAUAGCAUCUGUAUGCCUAGAAGUGGGACAGUAUGAUGAAUCAAUAAAAAAUAAUGAGAUAGCUCUUGAAAUGGCACAAAAAAUAUUCCAAAACAAUCAUUUACAUAUUGGCAGUAUUCAUAGAAUGAUUGGGAUAGCUCACAUGUUCACAGGGCGAUACAAUGAAGCGCUUCAUCAUUACACAAAGGCAGAAGAGAUAUUUUUGAGUGGAAGUAACACCGACACAGAUAAUCUUGCCUCAAUUUAUGGGCCAAUGGGCAUCCUUUACCGCAAAAUGGGUUAUCCUGAGUUAGCGUUGGAUUAUCAGAAAAAAUGCUUCAAAAUAGAGAGCCUAAUUCCCCACAGACAAGGUAAAAAGAUUGCAAUAGCGCGCCAUACAAUGCGCGAAGG